This is a messenger RNA of Chinchilla lanigera (long-tailed chinchilla), 1840 nucleotides long. It is a transcript of the gene Hao1, whose product is annotated as hydroxyacid oxidase (glycolate oxidase) 1. The transcript is spliced from 8 exons. Lineage: Eukaryota; Metazoa; Chordata; Mammalia; Rodentia; Chinchillidae. Gene Ontology annotation, molecular function: FMN binding; oxidoreductase activity. Bases 42 to 1160 code for a protein of 372 amino acids. The record is from RefSeq and is a predicted model, not a curated record.
UGUAAAACAAAAACCCACAACACUUAAGGUCUCAAUAAUCUAUGAAAAUGUUUCCGCGGCUAGUUUGUGUCAAUGACUAUGAACAGCAUGCUAAAUCAGUCCUUCAAAAGUCUGUCUAUGACUAUUACAGGUCUGGGGCAAAUGAUCAGGAAACCUUGGCCGAUAAUAUUGCAGCAUUUUCCAGGUGGAAGCUGUAUCCGCGGAUACUCCGGAAUGUUGCUGAGGUCGACCUCUCCACUUCUGUUUUAGGACAGAGGGUCAGCAUGCCUAUCUGUGCUGGAGCGACUGCCAUGCAGUGCAUGGCUCAUGUGGAUGGGGAGCUUGCAACCGUGCGAGCUUGUCAGACUCUGGGCACUGGCAUGAUGCUGAGCUCCUGGGCCACCUCCUCAAUUGAAGAAGUCGCAGAGGCUCGUCCUGAUGCCCUUCGCUGGCUGCAGCUGUACAUCUACAAGGACCGUGAGGUCACCAAACAGCUAGUGAAGCGAGCUGAGAAGAUGGGUUACAAGGCCAUAUUUCUGACUGUAGACACUCCUUACUUGGGCACCCGCUUUGAUGAUGUGCGUAACAGGUUUAAACUGCCACCACAGCUCAGGAUGAAAAAUUUCGAAAGCAAUGAUUUAGCAUUUUCUCCUAAGGAAAAUUUUGGUGACAACAGUGGACUUGCUGAGUAUGUGGCAAAAGCUAUAGACCCAUCUAUUAGCUGGGAGGACAUCACAUGGCUGAGGGGACUGACGUCACUGCCCCUUGUGGCCAAGGGCAUUUUGAGAGGUGAUGAUGCCAGGGAGGCAGUUAAACGUGGUGUGGAUGGGAUCUUGGUGUCCAAUCAUGGGGCUCGACAACUCGACGGAGUGCCAGCCACUAUUGAUGCUUUGCCAGAAAUUGUGGAGGCUGUGGAAGGGAAGGUGGAGGUCUUCCUGGAUGGGGGUGUAAGGAAAGGCACGGAUGUUCUGAAAGCUCUGGCUCUGGGUGCCAAAGCUGUUUUUGUGGGGAGACCCAUCAUCUGGGGCUUGGCUUUCCAGGGGGAGAAAGGUGUCCAAGAUGUCCUGGAGAUACUAAAGGAAGAAUUCCGCUUGGCCAUGGCACUGAGUGGGUGCCAGAAUGUGAAAGUCAUCGACAAGACAUUGGUGAGGAAAAAUCCUUUGGCUGUUUCCAAGAUCUGACAGUGCACAAUAUUUCCCCAUCUGUAUUCUUUUUUUUUCAGCAUGUAUUACUUGACAAAGAGACACUGUGCAGAGGGUGACCACAGUCUGUAAUUCCUCACUUCGAUACAAAGGGUGUCGUUCUUCUCCAACAAAAUAGCAAUCCCUUUUACUUCAUUGCUUUUGACUUUUCAAUGGGUGUCCUAGGAACCUUUUAGAAAGAAAUGGACUUGCAUCCUGGAAAUAUAUUAACUGUUAAAAAGAAAACAUUGAAAAUGUGUUUAGACAACCUCAUCCCCUGGCAGGCUAAAGUGCUGGAAAACAGAAGAUAUCUUUUGGUAGAAUUGGAGGUAGGGCACGGGAGUAAAAUGAUAGUGAUCUCACUGUUUACUAGCCCUCUUUGUGCUUGAAUAUUCUUGAAAUGGUGGUUCUUAUAUUGUAAGCUCAGGUUGAGAAUGCUGAAAAUGCCUGGAACAACAUGAGAUUUGGAUUUACAUCAUGGAGAAUUAGCACUGGAUUGGAUUGGAAUAGUGGGUGGUAAUUUGUAUUUUCUAAAUACUUUUACUUUUUGACACCCUCAGCUGCGCCGUUUCUUUGAAUGGGGAUUUCCAGUGGCAUAUUAAGUAUCUGAAUAUUUGUAAAUGUAUUACAAUGUACAUUACCUCAAUCAGGGAGAAAUAAAGCAUUUUCUGGAAAGAAUA